CCGCGGUCUGCGCGCCGCCCCCGCCUCCUGAGCGGCCGGUGUAGCCGCGGGAGGGAGGGACGGACCGCGUGGACCUGGCGCGUCCCGCCGCUGCUCGCUCCCGCCGCACCGGGGAGGCGGCGCCCACACGGCCCGGCCGUCGGGCAGGAAGUGCGGCCCCCGCCUCCGCUGGGCACAGGCGGCGUCCGGCCGCGGCCCCUGCUCUUCCCGCGCAGACCCUGGGGUCCCCGGGUCGCCGACCCAAUGCGCCCGCUCGGCCUCGUCUACACUCUGGUCUGCGCCAACUUUUGCAGCUAUCGGGACGCGGCCGCGGCCCCGCAGAGCGCAUCCGUCAAAGCCCUGCGCAACGCCAGCCUCCGGCGAGAUGACUUAUACCGAAGAGACGAGACCGUCUGGGUGACAGGAACCGGCCACGUGCAGAGCCCCCGCUUCCCCAGCAGCUACCCCAGGAACCUGCUGCUCACCUGGCGGCUGCACUCCCAGGAGAGAACGAGGAUCCAGCUGGCCUUUGACCCUCAGUUUGGAUUAGAGGAGGCCGAGAACGAUAUCUGUAGGUAUGAUUUUGUGGAAGUUGAAGAUGUAUCUGAAACCAGUACCAUAAUUAGAGGACGGUGGUGUGGACACAAGGAAGUUCCCCCAAGGAUAACAUCAAGAACAAACCAAAUUAAAAUAACAUUCAAGUCUGAUGACUACUUUGUGGCUAAACCUGGAUUCAAGAUUUAUUAUUCUUUUGUGGAAGAUUUCCAACCCGCAGCAGCCUCAGAGACCAACUGGGAGUCAGUCACAAGCUCUAUCUCAGGGGUAUCCUAUCACUCUCCAUCAGUAACGGACCCCACUCUCACUGCGGAUGCUCUGGACAAAACAGUAGCUGAAUUUGAUACCGUGGAAGAUCUGCUCAAGCACUUCAAUCCAGAAUCAUGGCAAGAAGAUCUUGAGAAUCUAUAUUUGGACACCCCUCAUUAUCGAGGCAGGUCCUACCAUGACAGGAAGUCAAAAGUGGACCUGGACCGGCUCAAUGAUGAUGUCAAGCGCUAUAGCUGCACUCCUAGGAAUUACUCCGUCAACCUAAGAGAGGAGCUGAAGCUGACCCACGUGGUCUUCUUUCCCCGUUGCCUCCUCGUGCAGCGCUGUGGAGGUAACUGUGGCUGUGGAACCAUCAACUGGAAAUCCUGUACCUGCACUUCGGGGAAAACUGUAAAAAAAUAUCAUGAGGUAUUGAAGUUUGAGCCUGGCCAUUUCAAGAGGAGGGGCAGAGCGAAGCAUAUGGCUCUUGUUGACAUCCAGCUGGAUCACCAUGAGCGGUGUGAUUGCAUCUGUAGCUCCCGACCACCUCGAUAAAAGAAUGUGUGCCUACUUACCCUGAAUACGAGUGAAUCUUUAGUUUAAGGAGGGUGUAGUAAGAGAUCCUUUUCCUGCCAGCAACUGAACUUAAUGACCAGCCUGCAAAGCAGUGAGUGCAAGUGGCUGAUGAGGUUCAACCUUGCUUUGUUAGCCAUGGCAAGUAGAAAGCUAUAUCACUGACUUUUUAUCCAAGAAUAUAGGAUUGCAUUUAAGAAUAGUAUCGGAGAAUAUAUGCACAUAUAUACACACAUAUAUAUAUUCUCCAUGUCUGUGUGUAAAUACAUAAAAUGGUUUAUUCAGUGUGUAUGGCCAGGUACACCAGAGCUUACAUAUGCCUGAGUUAUUUAGAGCCUUAAAAUCUUUUAACAAAUUAAGGGACAUAUUAAAUACAUGAAACAUGGCCCUGGAAGAUUCAGAAGAUUAAUUUGUUUAUUUUUUAAAUUUGAAUCACAAAACAAUCUUGGAUCUUGCUCUUUUAAAGAAAACACCUUGUAUAUUAAAAACCAAUAAAUGAGUUUUUCUUACAUAUACAUCUUAAUUAUAAAAAAAGAAAAAAAAAAGGCAAACUGUGGUUUCUGGGAGAAAAGGCACAGUCCUACCUAUUUUUCCCGUGGGACACACUACAUGCUUACCUAUGUAGACAAUAAUUACCUAUCUCCAGAAGCGUGCCAUAAUAAUAUAGAUGCUUUAGAAAUUAAGUCAUGAAGUCCUCUUUUUAUGCAUCUUGCUGAGGCAUGCAAAUUCAUUUAACAUCUGUCUCAAAAAAACUUCUCAGGUUUUAUUAUUAUAAUCCUCCCAGAGACAAUUUAUGAAGUGUAGCAGAAUUUUGAAUUGUUUCUUUCUGAAAGCCCCUCCACAAAAGUAGUCCCUUUGGGAAAUGGCAUGAGGACUGUAUGAGCCUUUAAAAAAAUAGUGCUCAUUGAAAGAUCUGGGUAGUUUAAAGUAAAAAUAGUGAACAUAGAAAUAUUAACAGAACUGGAAAUUGGAUGGAAUAUUUGAGUGGAUCCAUAUUUAAUAACAGAUCCAAACUCUCGUAACUAUGCCAAUUCAUUUAAUGUAUCUUGCUUUUAUGAUCCCGUCUCUCUGAAAUGCACACGUGGAUUUAUGAUGGCAUUUUAUAUUUGGUGAGCAUCAUGAAUUAUGUAUACCUUAAAAGCCUUCGUGUAUUAAAACAACCCAAUUUUAUUGAUGUAGAUUCCUAAUCGUAUCUUCACUCACCAUUCUGAAUUCCUGUUUCUGAACUACGUGAUAUCAGACUUGGGGUCUCUAGUGUUCUCCAGAUCUGUGGAGCUGGUUCUAAGAAAUUACCCUGAAAGUUACAGCAACACAAAUUUGGCCUCGCGCCACCACUAGAAAUCUUGGGUCUGCACCUGUAGUCAUUACUGGUAUUUAGAAUAAUUUUCCCUCCCUGGCUCCCCACUGUCUAUUUGAAGAAUUGACUCCCAGAGUAGGAAGUUCAUCAUUGAGGGCAAUGCUGAAAUCAGAGUGAGCUCUGGUUUUCUUGCUGCCUUGAAACAAAAAAGGGAGAGCCAAUUUCUUCCGUGAGUCUUGGGCCCUACUGACCAGAACUAGUUUGGGGGUGCAUGAUGGGGCCUGGGUAAGCCCUGGGUCAGGUGAGCAGCCUAAAUAUACCUGGACUGAAAGCAUGGGCUAAGUUCUCCACCAUCCGCAAUCGUAGGCCCCUCCCCUUUCAGUUCUUUGAGACCAAAGGUCUUUGGUUAUUAAAGAUGCACCUGUGAGAUUUCCCUGGCAGCACCCAGUCGGUGCUUCUACCACAAGGGAUGAGUGGUGAAAUCACUGCAUUGUUGGGUUGCCCAGAACUUCAGAAACAGCCAAAGCAGAUGCACUCACAGUCAGGACUCCUCGACCCCUCACAGCCACCUGCCACUUACCCUAUUGGUUUAUGUGCCCAAAGCAAAAUGUGUCACAUCACUCCGGGGUGUAGGGCUCAUGUCACAGCUUUAAGUAAGAAAAAGUAGAGUGUUCUAUCCAAUUUCCAAUAAAGCUUCCAGUCUGCAAUCAACAGGAUGGUUUUCAGUUAAAGGCCCCUCUGUACUUUUUAUUUAUUAGCUGAAAUGUAAGCAGGCAUAGUCAUUCACUUUUGUUUCUUCUUUUCUGAGUGUUUUAUUAAAAUGUCUCCCUUGGUUAUCUGUUAUCUAUUGCACUUCCAACACGUAGCCAAUAAAUCUGUUUCAUUGCCAUCAAAGGAAUAAAAAAGCUUGCCGUACAAAUUACAUUUCAAAACAAACCCUAAUCAAUCUGCAUGUCUGCAUGGCUCGCUCACCUGCAGUAAUGCCUCUCAUUCAAGAUGUUCUUAGAGAGCAGAAUGCUUUCAUAAGGAGAAUUUUUUAUGUUUUUUGUUAUAUCGGUAACAGGCAGCUUUUUCUCUUGCAGCAUUUCUCUGUAGCAAAAGUAAAAUUCCUCUUACCUUUAUGAGAAAAAAAUAUAUUGCUUUUGAAAGAAAUUACUCCAUUGUUUAGUUCCCAGUGGCAGUUUUAAAAGGUGUACAAUGUUAGAAACUCACUUCGCCAAUGUAUGCAGCUCCGGGGCGGGGCACCAGAGAGCGAGCUGUCUGCUGGCCGGGCGCUUGGGUUCCGGGUGUUCCGGGGUGUUCCGGGGUGUUCCGGGCAGCAGGGCGGGACCUGAGGUUUUGCUGUUUUGUUGUUGCUGUUCUUUCGUUUCUGUGUCCCCACAGGGGCCUUUUAAUAAAUAUAGUCUCCUCUGACAUUCCUCA
Canis lupus familiaris (dog) is the source of this 4075-nucleotide messenger RNA. RefSeq names its product platelet derived growth factor D (gene PDGFD). The record is from RefSeq and is a predicted model, not a curated record. Gene Ontology annotation, biological process: positive regulation of cell migration; positive regulation of ERK1 and ERK2 cascade; positive regulation of MAP kinase activity. NCBI's taxonomy places the organism in Eukaryota, Metazoa, Chordata, Mammalia, Carnivora, Canidae. The coding region runs from base 244 to 1338 and encodes 364 amino acids. The transcript has 7 exons. Gene Ontology annotation, molecular function: platelet-derived growth factor receptor binding; growth factor activity. Gene Ontology annotation, cellular component: membrane.